AUGCAGGAAGAAUAUACUGCUCUUAUUCGUAAUGAUACAUUGGAGUAUAAAGCUCGUCUUGUAGGUGAUGGUAGUUCUCAACCGGUUGGUGUGGAUUGGCGUGAGACAUUUGGUUCGGUUGUCAAACUGGCUACGAUACAAGUUGUUUUAAGCCUAGCCUCAUCUAGGUCUUGGUCUACUCAUCAGUUAGAUGACAUUGCUUUUUUGUUGCUAUAUGUUGAUGACAUUGUGUUGACUGCUUCAUCUGACUCUCUCUGCCAGCAUAUCAUAUCUCUUCUGUCUUCUGAGUUUGCUAUGAAGGAUCUGGGCCUUCUUCAUUAUUUUUUGGGUAUAAAAGUUACUCGUACUACUGAUGGUUUGUUCUUGUCUCUGGGUAAGUAUGCUACUGAUAUAAUUGAGCGGGCUGGUAUGUCAUCGUGUAAGCCUUCUCACACCCCGGUGGAUACUGCUCACAAACUUGACAUCUGUUCUAGCUCUCCCGUUUCUGAUCCGACUCUAUAUCGAUGUCUUGUUGGAGCUCUUCAGUAUUUGACAUUCACUCGUCAGGAUAUAUUUUAUGCUGUGCAACAAAUCUGUCUUCAUAUGCAUGAUCCUCGUAAAUAUCAUUUCCAUGUUUUGAAGCGUAUUAUUCGAUAUGUUCAGGGUACUAUACAGUUGGGUCUUCAUCUUAUCGCUACUGUGUCAUCAUCCUUAGUGUGGAUUACUGAUGUGGAUUGGGCUGGUUGUCCUGAUACUAGACGGUCCACGUCUGGAUAUUGUGUGUAUCUUGGUGAUAACUUGAUUUCAUGGUCCGCAAAGAGACCAUCUACUGUUUCUCGUUUUAGCACGGAGGCUGAGUAUCGGGAUGUUGCCAAUGUGGUUGCCGAGACUUGUUGGCUUCGUAAUCUUCUUCUCGAGCUUCACAGUCAUAUUCCUAAAGCGACCUUGGUCUAUUGUGAUAAUGUUAAUGCUAUUUAUCUUUCGGGAAAUCCUAUCCAACACUAG
Amaranthus tricolor (Joseph's coat) is the source of this 984-nucleotide messenger RNA. RefSeq lists its product as uncharacterized. NCBI's taxonomy places the organism in Eukaryota, Viridiplantae, Streptophyta, Magnoliopsida, Caryophyllales, Amaranthaceae. The record is from RefSeq and is a predicted model, not a curated record. The coding region runs from base 1 to 984 and encodes 327 amino acids. The transcript is spliced from 3 exons.